AUGCCACCACUCUAUGUCAAAGGUGGAGUCUGGACCAACGUCGAGGACGAGAUCCUCAAGGCUGCGGUGUCCAAAUACGGACUCAACCAGUGGUCUCGUGUAGCAUCGCUAUUGACGAAGAAACUGGCCAAACAAGCCAAAGCUCGAUGGAACGAAUGGCUAAAUCCUGCAAUUGAUAAAACAGAAUGGACCCUCGAAGAGGACGAAAAGCUCUUGAACUUGGCUAAAUUGCUACCCAACCAAUGGAGAACUAUCGCUCCUAUAGUGGGCCGAACCGCUACCCAUUGUGUAGAACGAUAUCAGAAGUUGCUAGAUGCUGCAGCCAACGAAGGAGAAGUAGACGAGGAAGUAAACGAGUUGGCACUAGCAGGUGCUGGAAUCGAGUCAAUGGCAGCGACUGGUCCAUCUGUAGGCGAGUUAAAUAUCAAUCCCGAAAGCAAGCCAGCAAAACCAGACAACGUAGAUAUGGACGACGAAGAAAGAGAGAUGCUUUCAGAAGCCAAAGCCCGGUUAGCCAACACCCAGGGGAAGAAGGCCAAGAGAAAAGCCAGAGAUCGAAUGUUGGAAGAAAGCAGAAGAAUCGCAUUGCUCCAGAAACGUAGGGAGCUCAAGGCUGCUGGAAUAAAUGUCAGUCUAGACUCUAAGAAUAAGAAGAAGCGAAAGGAGUUUGACUAUAAUGCUGAUAUUCCCCAUGAACAUGUACCGCAAGCUGGCUUGUAUGAUACCACCGAGGAAGAUAAGAAGAACGACUAUGAUAAAGUUGGAUUCAAUAGACAGAUAGCAAAAGACGGAAUGAGUUUCCAAGAAGUAGACGAUACCCACAAAAGAGAUAAGGAAAGACAGUCGCGAGAAGCAGCCAGGGAAUCGAAGAAACACAAGAUGGGGUUAGAGUCUGCACUUGAAGUUCUUAACGAGAAUGAACGAGAGAACUUGAAGAAAAGAAAACUCGAACUUCCAGCUCCCAUACCCUCCGAAGCUUCUUAUCAGACUUCUGUGGUGGUUGACGAAGACUCUAACGUCAGAAUCAAAAACAAGGCUAGAGAAUUAAUUGCUAGACAAGCUAUUCCAUCUACCCUUAUUGUUCAACAGGAAGACAACAAAGAAGAUUUAAGAACUUCUGCAGAUGUUUCUGUGAAAAGAGAGCCUACCCAGAAAGAAAAACUUAGAGCUACGGCUCAACUAAAGAAGGCAACCAUAGAAUUCAUACGAAGCAAGUUCCGUGCCUUGCCUAGACCACACUCUUCAUCCGGAAUUAUUCUACCAAGUUUCGAUGUAAAUGAAGAAACUAUCAAUUUGAAUGUUGAAAAUGAAGGUAUAGGCAACAAUGACGUAGAUCAAGGAGAAAGAUUGCACAACUUGCGGAUAUUACAACAGAUUGACGAGGAGAAAGCAAAAUCCAGAAGAUCGCAAGCAAUUCAACGCGAUUUACCGAUACCAAAUCCUAGCAAGUUACGGACUCCGGAUUUGAAACAAGUUUCUGAAAUCGAAAAAUUAGUGCUAGCUGAGUUCUCAAGUUUGAUCAAGUCUGAUUACAGAAAAUAUGUGGAUCAAAGCUUCCGCGCACCUCUUGUAGAAGACCUCGAAGAGGAGAUACUCACCAAAGUGAAUGAAGAAAUUCAAAAGGAAUUGAAGGAUAGGAAAGUUCCGAAAGUCGAAAUCAAGAAAUUGGAGUUAGAAUUGGACUCUUCCUUUGAAACAGCAGAACAGGUAAUCAUGAAACUUCACGAGUAUCGGAGGAAAUGUUCUGAAAAUGAAGACAAACUCAAUUCGAAGCUCAAUAUGAAAGCAUAUGAAGAAGAGGAAGAGAGACUCAAUAACGAUCUUUACGAGGUGUACUCGCAGUUGUACAAUACUUCGUUGGAAUUGACCGAGGUAGAGAAGUUGUUGGAAGCAGAGGAGGAUGCUAUUGAUAGACGUACCAAGAGAUUGAAUGAAUUGGUGGGCCCAUUGGCACAAGUUGAAGCUGAAGCAAGAGAAAGAGUCCGUGAAUUGUAUUUGAAGAGAUAA
Molecule: messenger RNA, 2007 nt
Organism: Scheffersomyces stipitis CBS 6054
Lineage: Eukaryota; Fungi; Ascomycota; Pichiomycetes; Serinales; Debaryomycetaceae
Product: Cef1p
Exons: 2
Coding region: 1-2007 (668 amino acids)
Biological process (GO): mRNA splicing, via spliceosome
Cellular component (GO): Prp19 complex; spliceosomal complex
Source: RefSeq, a predicted model, not a curated record